Messenger RNA from Clarias gariepinus (North African catfish), 3157 nucleotides. Its product is annotated as TPA-induced transmembrane protein. The transcript has 8 exons. The coding region runs from base 262 to 990 and encodes 242 amino acids. NCBI's taxonomy places the organism in Eukaryota, Metazoa, Chordata, Actinopteri, Siluriformes, Clariidae. The record is from RefSeq and is a predicted model, not a curated record.
CAGGCGCUUCUUUCGAUUUUCAUGUAAAAGCAGGAAGAAGGAGGUUACUCAUAUUUCCCCCUCAACGUCCUGAACUGGAAAAAAAAAAAUCCAGACUGGGACCGAUUUCAUGCUCAGUGGUAACAAGUUAUAUCCGAAGUUGACAUCUAAAGCGAUCCGACAGGACACUCCGCGGACUGUAACAGCGCUCGCUGAGGCUGAUUUCCGGGUAAGAAGGAAUUGUCUGAGUCUCAGCCCGUGAGAUGUGACCAGUUUGUCAACAUGGACAUGGAAUUACACGAUAUAAAACAAUCCGACAACAAUAACGAGUUGGAAGAACGACGGGAUGGGGUCUGCCCAGAAAAUGGAAGCUGCUCAAACCACAACACACCUGGUGAACACAGCCACCUGCUAUCAGAGUCACCUGUUGCUGAUGGAAAUGGAGAACACUGUAUUGUGGGAAAUAUUCCAGAACACCAACCAGGACAAAGUCCUGAUAAGCCUGUGGGGAAUCUCGGCAGAUUGAAAAGGGAGCUGAAUGAACAAGCCUGUUGGAAGCUCAAAGUGUGGAUGCUCCUUCUUAUCACCCUUAUUUUAAUCAUUUUUGUCAUCUUUUUUUCUGUUUAUUUCUGCACAGUUCCAGGAGAGGACGUGGAUGAGAAGUACGACCGUGCAGAAUUUGUGGUGCCGCGAUUGUUUAGUGGGAAUUUGUCAACAACACUUGUUAACGAAACCUUUAUAUUACAUGCACAACAAAAGCUGUCUAACAUCUACACAUCCUCAUAUGCCCUGGGACGGUACUUCUCCCAGGCUACAGUAAAGGAGAUGAGCAGUUCUAGUGUCUUGUACAACCUGACGUUUUUAAUGCCAGAAGAGCACGGACAGCUAACAAAUUACACUCUGAGCAAAGAGAUGGUGUUCAAUGUGCUUCUACAAGAGCUUUAUGACCAGGAACCUGACGACCCACUUUAUAUCGAGCCGACUUCACUCACCAUGGAAGUUGUGAGUUAAACGAGCUGCAUUCCAACCACAGUCCUGAUCUGAGAAUUUCUACAUCUUCUAUAUAUGAAGAACACAUGACAACCUGUGAUAUGGCCACCAUGUUCUGCAUGUGCCUGACCUUAUACUGGAACCACUGUUUUGAGGGAUUUUAUUCUAUUAUUGACCGUAACACAUAAUUGUAAUUAAGAACAUUUCCUCAAAUAGCUAAGGGGAUUCGAGAGGUUUUUCAAUAGGAAUCAAUAGGAACUUGUAGUAGUUUUUUCUGUCUUAACACAAUUUAGCACUCUUUGCACCUUUGAUAAGGAAAGCACCGUUCAAAAGGUUCUUAUCAGACCUAAUGUGCUUAUCUUUUGGGAGUCAGAUGCUGGAUCCAAAGUCAACAAACAUUUCCAUCCUGUUCUGUUCCAUGGAAAUGUUUUGACGAAUCCUUAUUAAGACACUUUGAGAUGUUUCGAUAUUAGGAAAUAUUGCUUUAAUGUACAUCGAUCAGCCAUAACAGUAAAACCUAAAGCAUUACGCCUUGUAUUGUGUGGUUACCCCUUGGCCCCGUGGUGCAUGACUCCAUAAGACCCCUGGCAUGUGCUGUACCUCAUACACAACAGGCUGCCAUUCAUUGGGAGAUCUGAUCCCAGAGUCGUCAGGAUUUGCUUUUUUUUUUCAGCAAUUUGGCUUUUUUGUGGGAUUGUACCAGGCAGGCUAGAGAUGAGGCAUAAUUGAGCCUUGGGUUACCCUGAUAAUCAUUAUAUAAUUGAUCAAUGUUAUUCAAAUCACCUGAUGGUGAUGGUGUUAAUGUUAUGGCUGAUCAGUGUAUUAUAGUAGUAUCAGUUUGAAUAACAAAUAUGAAUUAUUGAAUAACAAAUAUGAAUUAACUUUAUGUAUGUUUAAACUGUAUAUACAGUACAAUGACAUUUUUAGUUUUUUUUUUUUACUGUUUGUAAGAGUCACAAGGUGGUGCUGUUUCUUCGAAUGACAUCAGUUUACCAUUCAGACGUGUCCAUGUAAAUGUUAUAUAAUUAUUAUUUAUUAUAUAUAUUAUAAGAGUGUAUUCAGCAUGUUUGAACACUGAUAUUGUUUGAUAUUGUUCAUGACUUUGUUUAUCUUUUACAAUAUUGUGAGUAAACUCCAAUUAUUUUUUGUAUCAAAUACAAUGAUGUAUUUGUUACCUAAAUAUAACAUAUUUUACAAGCACAUGGCUUAUUCCUGCUAAAGAUAAUGGCUUCUGGUGCUCUAGUCCUAUGCUACGUAAAACUAAGCAGAAAUUCUAAAUGAGCAAUUCCUUUUUAAUUGCCAAUUAAAAUCCCAUAAUGUAGUGUCUCUUAUACACCGUGAACAAACUUAAGCAUGUGUUUGUGCAAUAGGCUGCUUUGUUAUUUUCACUAUACUAAACAUUCAGUAGUAUCUUUAAUAUAUUAGAUAUUUAAUGUCUAAUAUUUAAUAUUUUAUAUCAAGGUGUAAAAAAAGUUAGAAAUAAUUUGUCAAUGUGUCAUUAAAUUGCCAUUCUAUGAGCAUUAAGGUUGAAGGGCAAAUCACAUUAAACUAAAGUCAGCUGAAAUAUCUUGGUGUUUAUUCCAUUGCUAUAAAAAAAUACUAAGAUUAGGCAGCAUGGUGGUGUAGUUGUUAGCACUGUGGUGUCACACCCAAAAGGUCGAGGGUUCGUUUCCUGCCUCAGGUCUGUGCAUGCUGCAGGUUGCAUGUUCUUCUUCUGUGUACUCCAGUUUCAUCUAACAUUUCAAAAACAUGCAGAUUAGGCCAACCUGCAUUCCAAAAAUUCCCUGUAGUAUUAUGGAUGUGGCAUUCUGUCCAGGAAUGCCCGAAGUCUUCUGGGGUAGGUUCCAGGCCUCCACAACCCUGCACAGAAUAAGUGGUAUGAAAGUACUGAGAUUGUAGUAACACUAAUUAGUAUGUGAAAAAAGUGUGAAUAUAUUAGAAGUGAUACCUACUUGUUAAUGUUCAAUUAUGUCCCAAUUAUAAUAUUUAGCCAGGAAGUAUUUUAAUAUAAUUGUGUAAUAAAUGCAGGUAAAAAAUUUGUAGUAGCAGAUUUCUGAUGUCUUACAUGGCCUGUCUAACUGAUUAAACUGGGCAAAAGGGAACUUUAUAUGUUUUAUUAUUGGCAGAUCUGCUGAAUCUUUAUGACCCUGGUACAACGUUUCCUAACCUGUUCCUGGAAAAUCUCUAA